GCAGGGAAAGUGCCUGCGAAGCAGAAAGUUAUCAUGUUUGUUACUAAACUUCAAUACGUUUUGUCGUCUUGCUACAGGGAAACAGACGGUAAAUGUUCAAAUUUGACAUGGUUGUGAUCAUAAAGAUGAAGGGUCUUCCAUGGGAGGCUACGGCGCGAGAAAUUAGGCAAUUUUACCGAGGGUUGGACAUAAGCGAGGAUGAUAUUCAUUUAGCUCCAAGCCAAGAAGGAAAGGCAUCUGGAUUUGCAUUUGCAUGCUUCAAAAAGGAUGAUGAAGCGAGGAAGGCUAUGUUUAGGAAUGGAAAUUACGUUGGAAAACGAUACAUCGAGCUUGUUCUAAGUAGCCAGUCGGAAAUGGAUAAGAUUUUGAGCGAGGGCGUACGAUUUCGCCGAUUUGAAGGCGAACGCCCUCCUAUCAAAGACAUCAAAUCCCAGACUGAAAUUAAGUCGAGGUCGAAUGGUUUGAAAGAGAGUUCAAGAAGUAGUCGAGAUAUUCCUCGGCGAUCAAGGAGUCGAAGUCCAAUUCGAAACAGCAGUGCGGUUGAUGGUUCUAAAAGUCAGAGGGACCAUAGUGCUUUGAGUGAGCGACGAGAAACUAAGAAGUUCAGUGAACGUAGUAGUUUGCGAAACGUAAACGUGAGAGGUGUCAAUGGACUGUCAACGAAACGAGACGAACAAGACCGGAGGGGACGGGAUAAGGAAAAGAGGAGGGAUUUUGACAAAAGUGUCGAUCGACGACGUCCGCGAAGCUACAGCAAAGAUAAGGAAGGAAAGGGAACUCAACGUGAGACCUCUUUUGCCAAUGGAAGGCGGGAAAUGACGAAUGGUUUUAGACGAGUUCUCAUGAGCAGUUUAAAUAGAAGCCGCCAUGACUCAACUAGUCGGGAUGGUUCAAAAUCCACUUGGGUUCAUAUUACUUCUCUACCUUACAGUGUAACUGAAGAUGAGAUCGUUCAGUUUUUCUCAGGGCUGAAUGUGCUAAAUGUUCAGCUUAUGUUUCACACAUCUGGACCAUAUGCUGGGAAAAAUAAUGGAGAGGCGUUUGUGGAGUUCAGGACAGUUGGGGACCGUAUACAGGGAGAAGACAGAAACCGUCAGUACCUAAAAAGAAGAUCUGUGGGUGUAAAACAAUGCAGUCUGGAAGAUGUGUUGGCUGCACUGGAGAACAGAGAUUCUUGGACACCCCAGGAACCAGCCGUAACUAGGCCCAGCUUCUCUCCAGAGAGUACAAUGUAUUCUGUAGGGAACAUGAACGGGGAAAGUCAAAAUCUUUCAGCUGCUGACAUGGGUAUGGCUAAUGUUGUGAUGAAUUCUCCAGGAAAGAUACCUAUUCCUCCCAAUGAAGUUGGUGGUAUGGAUGGGCAAGUUAAUCCACUGAACCAGCUUGCUGCAGGGGCAAAUAUAAGUAUGAAUGAUAUCCAAGCAGGCUGUGUGAUUGGCAUGCGUAAUUUACCCUCCACAGUUUCUGCUGAGGAGAUUUUGGAUUUCUUUUAUGGGUUCCCAAUUAUUCCAGACUCCAUUCGCAUUCACUACCUUGCGCCUGGCCGAUCAUCUGGGGAUGCCAUGGUUACAUUACCAACAAGUGGGGAAGCUCACAGUGCAAUUAAGCAGCUUAACAACAAGCCUGUUGGAAAACGAAAAGUUCAACUAUUUUUGGUCUAAAAGAGAGGGGAAGACGUUUCAAAGGAUAUCUUAGAAGGGAUCAUGUACACAUGUAUUUUCUUAAAUUGACUAGAUUUAGUAUUAUUUGUAAUUCACAUGUAAGUUAGUGGGUUUCAAAAGCAGAAUAAGGAACAUUUUCUCUGGAUGCCUUGUAAUAUUGGUAUGGGUUUUCAGUAGUAUGAAACAAUUUGAUGUUGGUCAUGAUAUGAAGAGUCAGUAAAUUGUACCUGAUUGGAUAGCCUGUCUAUGAAAGUUAAUUUCUGUGGAGAAAAUCAUAUAUCUUAAUCUGAAAUUUUGAUUGAGGUAGUUUUGAGAGAGACGAUUUUUUUAUUUCUAUGUGAUAUAAUGUACCAUAAAUCAUUGUAAUAGCUUCAUCUGAUCUUAAUCUGCUAGCUGGAACACAUUUUUGGUGCCUCUGGUAGUAGUACAUAGUUUGCAUGAUCAGGAUCAAGGGCUUGUUUGCUACUCAAGUUUAAAAUCCAUUGGCUUGAAAAUGAGCUUUGGGAGUUAUAACAUAAGAAGUUGGAACAGACUACACUCAAUCAAAUAUUGGCCAAGUUCAAGUAGUCUGGAUUUUUGGUAGUGUCAUGGAAAGAGGAUUUACUCAGGAGCUCUUCGUGUUUGCAUUGUGUGAGUCAACUAAAUGUUUAUUGGGUACUGUUUUUGUGAUACUUGGACAUUUAUCCAUUCAAAUGGAAGUCUGGUCAGAAUUCUUCACAACUUGGGUGGAAUUUUACCUGUACACGAGUUAGGGUGAGAGUUUUUGGCUCAUGUUGUGACAAAUUUUUUUUUUUUAUCAAGACAAGCAAUCCACACGGUUUCUCUGAUUCUUUAUACAUUUGGUAGGUUUGUGAAAAAGCAACCAGUUUAGUAGUUGCAUUUUAGAACGUUUUGUAACGAUCUUGUUUGUAUCACGGCGAAAGUUUGUUAUUAAAUAUUCAAACAAGCGA
Messenger RNA from Stylophora pistillata, 2611 nucleotides. RefSeq lists its product as uncharacterized. Gene Ontology annotation, molecular function: RNA binding. The record is from RefSeq and is a predicted model, not a curated record. NCBI's taxonomy places the organism in Eukaryota, Metazoa, Cnidaria, Anthozoa, Scleractinia, Pocilloporidae.